Messenger RNA from Parascedosporium putredinis, 657 nucleotides. NCBI's taxonomy places the organism in Eukaryota, Fungi, Ascomycota, Sordariomycetes, Microascales, Microascaceae. The record is from the annotation of a GenBank genome assembly.
AUGGACAACCUGGGCGAAGCGCAGGACGUGAACAAGGGCCUCUGGCCGGCCGAUCAACCCAUUGGGUCUCACUAUUCGGUUAAAGAACAGCUUCCACGGAUGUUGAGAAUGCUGGCGCGACACAACAUCAAAGGGACCUACUUUUGCGAGUCGUGGAGCCUCAGCGUUUACCCUGGCGCGGUGAGGGACCUCCAGGACCAAGGGCACGAAGUUGCGUGGCACGGCUAUCAGCACGAAAGCUGGGGCGGGCUCUCGGCGGAAGACGAGAGGGCCAACUUUGACAAGAGCUUCGAAGCAGCGCGGCAAAGCGAGCUUGGGGUCAAGCAAGGCAUCACAAUCCUGCCAUUUGAAUGGAAGACCGUCGACGCAUUCUACUACAUGGAGAAAUUCUCCGCCAUUCGACAGUCCCACGGAGAAACCGCGGCCCCCUUGUCCCCGAGCGAUUUUGAGUCCUACCUGCUCGCCAAGAUCGACGAGGUCAUCGCGUCGCGAGGUUACAUCUCGAUCCUCUUCCACCCUUUCCUCCAGACCAGCGAAGAGAAGCUUGCCGUCAUGGAGACGAUACUGGGCCGCCUUAGCCGGGAUCCCACAAUUUGGUGUGCGCCUUGCGGAGAGGUAGCUAGCUGGGUGGCAACUCACCCCUCCGCUUUUGCAUGA